UUGAAAUUGAAAUUGAUUUUUUCUCACAAUCAGGGAACGUCAUUCUUUUAGGUGAUCUUAAUGCAAGAGCAUCCAAUAACGAUGGUGUAAUUAGUACUGAUGGAAAUAAUUUUAUUACUGGAGAUCUAAGUGGRACAUCAUCUCAAUCUAUUAGUUCAAGAAACUCUUUUGAUCUUACACAAAACAAACAUGGGGAAUGUCUAAUUAAUAUGUGUAAACAUCUUAACCUAAGAAUUUUGAAUGGAAGAGUUAAAGGUGAUUCUUUAGGAAAAAYGACUUAUCACGGUUAUAAUGGAAGUAGUACUGUAGACUACAUACUAACUGACUCUCAGCUUUUUGAUUCAAUCUGUUAUUUUACGGUAUAUCCGCCUAMCCCUUUAUCUGAUCACAGUCCAAUAUCAGCAUGGACAUACCCAAUUUUAGAUCACUCCACAGAAAUAAAAAAUAAUAGCAAYYACGAUCAAUUAGAAAAAAUACCUUUGCAAUUUCAGUGGAAUUCUAAUUCUGCUGAUUCCUUCAAAGAUGCUUUACAAUCUUUAAAUGUUCAAAAAUUAAUCCAAGAUUUUAAACAAAAAGAUUACACAAUCUCUUCAAAUACGACAAUAAAUGACGCAAUACAUGAUGUUCAAUUAAUSUUUUUGGAGGCGAGUAAAYUAUCUCUUAAACUUAAUGUCACUAAAUCCAAAAAGAAAAAGAAAACGUUUUGCAACAAAAAAUGGUUUGAUAGAGAUUGUAACAAACUUCGAGUUGAAUUACGAAAACUCUCAAAUUUAAAACAUUCAAACCCUUCUAAUUUUAAUAUAAGACAAGCAUACCAUCAAAAGUUAAAAGAAUUCAAAAAAACACUCAAAAACAAAAAAUGGUCUUUCCAUGACAAAAUCUCGACGGAAUUACAAAAUAAUAAUGAUAACAAUUUGUUUUGGAAAAUUUUAAAUUCAGCAGAUGAAGAAUUCAAAGAAGAAACCGUACCUCCUAUAGAAGAACAACAGUGGAUUAAUCAUUUUCAAAAUUUACAUAGUCAAAUAAAAUGCAACAAUCAAUCACUAAUUACUGACAAACUAAAUGCACUUGAAGAAGCAAGUGUAAAUCUUAAUGUUGAUUUAAAUACAGAAAUUACUGACGAAGAAAUUCUGAAAAAUCUGAAAUUUCUCAAAAACAAUAAAGCUCCUUCUUCUGAUAAAAUUAGAAAUGAAAUGAUUCGUCAUAGUAUCGAUUUUAUGUUACCGAUAUACACUAAAUUGUUUAAUUUAAUACUUGAAUCGGGGAAAUUUCCAGACACCUGGUGUGUAGGCUCUAUAACCCCCAUCUUUAAAAGCGGAGAUCGNAUUUUUUAUUAUGAUCCAGUUCUAAGUCACUGA
Messenger RNA from Exaiptasia diaphana, 1358 nucleotides. RefSeq lists its product as uncharacterized. The transcript has a single exon. The record is from RefSeq and is a predicted model, not a curated record. Lineage: Eukaryota; Metazoa; Cnidaria; Anthozoa; Actiniaria; Aiptasiidae. Bases 210 to 1358 code for a protein of 382 amino acids.